Messenger RNA from Danaus plexippus (monarch butterfly), 1558 nucleotides. It is a transcript of the gene Scp1, whose product is annotated as sarcoplasmic calcium-binding protein, alpha chain. The record is from RefSeq and is a predicted model, not a curated record. NCBI's taxonomy places the organism in Eukaryota, Metazoa, Arthropoda, Insecta, Lepidoptera, Nymphalidae. The coding region runs from base 109 to 696 and encodes 195 amino acids. Gene Ontology annotation, molecular function: calcium ion binding. The transcript is spliced from 4 exons.
AGACUUGAAGUCGACGAGACGACGCGCGGGCGACGCUGACAGUCGAAACGCGUUCGCCGGCCUGUUGAUUCCGCUAUCUGUUUUAUAAAUUUAUUUGUAAUAAUUACCAUGGCGUACACCUGGGAUAACAGGGUCGCGUUUGUUGUUCGUUAUUUGUACGAUAUCGACAACAACGGCUAUUUGGAUGCACAUGACUUUCAUUGCCUCGCACUUAGAACUUGCGUUCUGGAAGGCAAAGGUGACUGUAGCGCAUCCAGACUGCAGAAGUACCAGCACAUCAUGAUGAGCCUGUGGGAGGAGAUAGCUCAGCUCGCAGACUUCGACAAGGUGCCAGAUUAUGACGGUAUUGUAACCGUGGAUGAGUUCAAAGUAGCCGUCCAGAACAGCUGCAUCGGCCGGAAGUACGAGGAGUUCCCUCAGGCGAUGAGGGCCUUCAUUGAGACCAACUUUAGAAUGAUAGAUAUAAACUGUGACGGAAUAAUUGGCAUCGAAGAGUUCAGGUACGACUGUGUCCAGCGCAUGGUGGUCGACGACAUCAGGGUUAUAGAUGAGGCGUUCAACUCACUGCUAAAUGACGACGACAGGAGGAAAGGAGGUCUUGCCCUUUAUAGGUAUCAGGAACUAUUCGCUCAAUUCCUCAGCGAUCAAAGUGACGACUGUCAGGCCAACCUGCUAUUCGGACCCUUAGAAUUAUAAUAUUACUAUAUAAUUACUUAAUAUUUCCCACUAACAACCUAUAAAAUUAAUUAAGACCGGUAGCUAAUAUAUCUUUCAACGAAUACCUGACCUAUAACUACAGAAAUCGUCAAUAUUUAUUAAUAAAACAAGCCAUCUUAUAUUAGAAAGCCCCACUAAAAAUACAUUCAGAAGCUUAGCGUUCCACGCGUAAGUGUUUGAAAAUAGAACAUUAUAGAAAUGUACCGUUAACUUCUAUAUCAUCAAUGUUUUUUUUUUUCAUGUAUUUAAAAUUUGAGUAUUUAUUUAUCCGUCCUCUUUUUACCUAAUUUGUCAGAAUUUAUUUGAUUCUGCAAUGGACUGUUUUAAUUUUUUUAUAUUCAUUGAUAUAAUCUUGGAAUAAUAGCUAAAGCUUAGAAUUUUAUUUUAGCGGAGUAACUUUUGGUAGGUCAAUGUCAUCUUUCGACAUUUUCGAUUAUAGUAAUGCAAACUUUUUAUACUAAAUAUCGACCUCAACAAUUUAGGUGCAUUUUUUUGCUCUGCACGUCACUAAUGGAUGAUAUACGACAGUCAAUGUAAGGUUUUAGGUUAGGAAUAUCUUUUCAUUGGUACUGUAUCUUUCAUAAUUUUUUGGCACUGUUUGAUGUAAGAAAAACACGCCAUAUUUUUUGAAUUAAUUAGGCGCUACUUUUAUGCUUUAGUUUUUAUGCUAAGAUUAAAAUGAAUGAAAGUAUAUAAUGUUGCAAGUUGAAAAAAUAACGGGAAUGUGAAUGUGCAAUCGUUCUUAUUAAAAUUUGUUGUAAGCGUUUUAUUUAUUAACUUGUUAAAGAAUAUUUACCAGUCAUUUUUAUAUUUCCUCGAAUAAAAAAAUAUUUGAUUUUCA